Talpa occidentalis (Iberian mole) is the source of this 1521-nucleotide messenger RNA. Its product is annotated as C-type lectin domain family 12 member A-like. Bases 189 to 986 code for a protein of 265 amino acids. NCBI's taxonomy places the organism in Eukaryota, Metazoa, Chordata, Mammalia, Eulipotyphla, Talpidae. The record is from RefSeq and is a predicted model, not a curated record. Gene Ontology annotation, molecular function: signaling receptor regulator activity. The transcript is spliced from 7 exons.
CAUCUGACAGCACUUGGCUAGACACACACAGGAUUGCAGUUCCAGGUCAUUGCUGUAGACUUGUCAGUGUCUGAGAACUUGUGAUCCCCUUGAAAGACAUGAAUACCAUCCCAACAUCAUUUUCAAGCUACUUUCUGUAGUUGGAUUUUUUUUCUUUAGUUUGCCAAGCUUCCUUUGCAUUGCCAUCAAUGUCUGAAGAAAUUAUGUAUGCAGAUCUAAAAUUCCAGGACUCCAGUAAAACAGAAAAUGGCAAAUCUGGGAUAAAAGCGCCAGCCGCUCCUCCCCGCUCCUGGCAGUGCCGUGUGGUGGCUCUGGCUGUGUUCUGCCUUCUGCUGCUGGCUGGAUUGGGAAUCUUAGGAAGCAUGUUUUAUGGAACUUCUAAUAUGCAAAUGGGAAAACUGAACAAACUACAGAGCUUCAAAGAAGAACUUCAACGAAAUCUUUCUCUACAACUGAUAGAAAACAUGAAUAGUUCUGUGAAAAUCAGGAACCUCUCUAUCACGCUGCAAAAAAUGGCCACCAAAUUAUGCCAUCAACUAUAUAAAAAAUAUCCAGAACACAAAUGUAAACCUUGUCGAAAGAGGUGGUUGUGGCAUGAGGACAGCUGUUAUUUACUCAGUCAGCAGCGUGAAGAUUGGCAAACCAGUGAACAGGAAUGUCAGAAUCUAAAUGCCAGUCUGUUGAAGAUUAAGAACAAAAGCGUAUUGGAUUUUAUAAAAUCCCAGACGACUGACUUUUGGCUAGGAUUAUCUCCCAGAAAAAAUCAAGGAUCCUUUGAGAUGCUCAAAGAGAAAAUUUCCUCCUCUGACUGGUUCAUAAACAACACAAAUGGCUUCAGUGGCGAGAUGUACUGUGGAUACAGAUAUUCUGAGUAUGUUUAUUAUACGCUUUGCACUGAAAGGAAAAAAUUCAUAUGUGAGAAAUUGGCUAAUCGAGUGAAGAUUGAAAAUACGCUAAUAAAUGAAGAACCAGAUGGAUUUACAUAGUUAGUGCACUUAUUUUGUUUCAGUUAUUAUCCUGCAACUAAAAGCAACUUUAUGCAGCGCACCUCAUGUGGACCAGACAAGUGGAAUAAAGAUGCUGAUUGACUGACUUUCUGCCUCUCUCCUAACACUUCACGCUUUUCUAAAUUUCUUCUUUGUCCUCCUCUUAAGAGUAAAAGGAAAUUCUGAGAAAAUUCUUUAACAGCUAGACACAGACAUAUUGCUGAGCAUAAAUACAGAAUUUUGGUUGAAAAGUACAGAAAAAGGGCCUCCCGUGGUGGUGCAGGUGGUUGCGCGCAGCGCCAUGAAGCUGUCCGCAGCUUCUGCAGUGAAGGUUCGAUCCCGGCCAGCUGGCAAGAAUCCCACAUGGGCCCAGACCUCUCCUGACUCACCCGCUGCUCCCCUCAGCAGUGUAUUUCAGUCGAUCUGCCUGUUGUGUUCCCCACUCUGUCUGUGGUGACUCCUCUCACUCCCCCAUAACUCUGGCCUGUACCCCAGUUCUUGUAUACAUAAGUAAAUAAAUCUUAAAAAAAGAAAA